Nasonia vitripennis (jewel wasp) is the source of this 618-nucleotide messenger RNA. Its product is annotated as ankyrin repeat domain-containing protein 39 homolog. Bases 1 to 618 code for a protein of 205 amino acids. The record is from RefSeq and is a predicted model, not a curated record. Gene Ontology annotation, molecular function: protein binding. Lineage: Eukaryota; Metazoa; Arthropoda; Insecta; Hymenoptera; Pteromalidae. The transcript is spliced from 2 exons.
AUGAGGAAAUUCGGUAGCGGCAGAGGCUGGGACAUACGUUUCGUCCAAGUCCUGCUGAAUCAUUUCAAAAACGACAACUUGAUCAACUCUCGCAGCUCGAGCGGCGAAAUUCCUCUUCACUUGGCUGUGGGAAAUCCAAAAUGCACUUUCGAACUGAUCGAGUUGCUUCUAAAUCACGGGGCCGACGUCAAUGUAAGAGACGCCUGGUCCAGGACUGCGUACCAGGCAUACUGUUAUGCCGUAAGCAAUGAUUCGCGUGAAUUAAGCCCUGCCUGGCUGAUGAUGCUUCAAUCGAACGAACAUCAGCGCUCGUUGCUACACGAAGCCUGCCUGUUACACGAUUUCGACGCAGCCUUCGAGUUGUUGAGCCAUGGGGCCGAUGUCAACGCCAAUGAUGAUUAUGGUCUUUCACCUAUGUUCUACGCCCUCAACGUGUCCGGAGACGUCAAGAAGAGGAAGGGCUCGACCUUCAGGCUGUUGCUCGAGUACGGCGCCGACACCGACGAAUUGAUUCGUUAUUCCCGACAGAACUUGCGUAUGCCCGAGGAAGCGAAGCUUGUCCGCGGCCUAGAACGUUGUAAGAAGGAGAAGAAUUGGGAAAUUGGCCAUUCUGGGUGA